AUGCACACCGCAAGCGUCAUUCCACUUUUGGUCUUGCGUCCCCUGGGCCUUGUCUGUCAUGCGUCGCCACACGUGCGUCCCCCCGGUGCCAAAUCCACAGCCAAGCAGCCGCGCUGCGAUACCUACAAGCUGGGAGUCAGCCAGGUGAGGCUGGCCAACGAUGUCUUGUUAUUUUAUUCAUUAGGACGGAAUGGACAGGCCACCGAAGACGUCCAAGGCUGCCAGCAUCCUUGCUCGAGCCUCCAGUCCAUGCUCACCGGGAAGCACGGCCUCAAGCUGUGUCACUCGCGCAUGUGCAUUCGCGGGAUUAAAUAACAUCCUUGGAAACCCCUCACGAGGAAGGAUCUCUAAAUAAAACUCACGCUAUUCCAAGGAGCCUCGUCUGCGGCCCCGACUGUGAUCCCUGCUGGCGCAGGAUGCCGUUGAUGGCGGCGGUGACGGAGUGCGCGUGCGUCUUCCCUUCC
This is a messenger RNA of Gaeumannomyces tritici R3-111a-1, 464 nucleotides long. RefSeq lists its product as hypothetical. NCBI's taxonomy places the organism in Eukaryota, Fungi, Ascomycota, Sordariomycetes, Magnaporthales, Magnaporthaceae. The transcript is spliced from 2 exons. The coding region runs from base 1 to 315 and encodes 104 amino acids. The record is from RefSeq and is a predicted model, not a curated record.